Harmonia axyridis is the source of this 1672-nucleotide messenger RNA. RefSeq names its product anosmin-1 (gene Kal1). Gene Ontology annotation, cellular component: cell surface; extracellular region. Gene Ontology annotation, biological process: neuron differentiation. Gene Ontology annotation, molecular function: peptidase inhibitor activity; protein binding. The record is from RefSeq and is a predicted model, not a curated record. The transcript has 7 exons. Bases 31 to 1614 code for a protein of 527 amino acids. Lineage: Eukaryota; Metazoa; Arthropoda; Insecta; Coleoptera; Coccinellidae.
AACUGGCGCUGCGUUUCGGUCCAGACGAUUAUGUCCUCUUCCUCCGGGUCCGAGACACAGAGCCGCGGACUAGAACGUCGACUUGUCAGAGGCUACCGCAAUUUGGUUGCGAUCCGUCAUGGGAGAACAUUGAGAAGCAACGUUUUACGGUGGCAAGGUGGUAGUAGUAGUAGACAUAAUACCGCGGCAGCGACGAUGGCCUCUUCUAUUCUCAACGUGUCGCGUCUUGUUGUUCUUCUCGCGGCGGGCGUCGCGUUCGACGUCGCGACGGCCAGGACUAGGCUAAGGUUCGGCCACUACGACAGCCUGUUGGUGGCCAGGUGCGAGGUCGGGUGCUGGUCGAGGCCGGGGAAAAAUGAGUGUAUAAAGUCGUGCUUAUCCAGAGGUUUGACCAAACCAGGAGAAUGUCCAGAGGAUGAAUCAUUCAUUUCGCCAUUUGCAACAGCUUGUAUAAAAGCCUGUCAACAAGAUGCUCAGUGUCCAGGUUUAGCAAAAUGCUGUCAACAUAGAUGCGGCAUCACCUGUAAACAGCCCACAAGUCUGCAAAAUUUAACAAAUGUUCCCGAAAUACCAAAAGAUCUUAUCGUAACAGAAGGCAGAAGAAAGAAAACAGUCUUUGUAGAAUGGAAACCUGGAGGACCAGCCAAGGGAGGGGAGAAGAUCGUCUACGUUCUGGAGGAAAGACACCACGUUGGUCGCAACUUCGUGGAAGAGAAGCUGUCUCAUUGGUCGAUCUGUGCAAGAACUCCAAAACUAGUACAGACACUGAAGAACGUUGUGAAGGCUGGCAGUUGGUAUCAAUUCAGGGUUGCAGCUGUGAACGAGAACGGCACCAAGGGAUACUCUGAGAAUUCCUUCACUUUUAGCAUUUCAGUUAAUCCAAAGCCGCCUAAAGCCCCCCAAAAUAUGACAGUAACACCCUUAUGGGUAAGUAACACGAGCUUAAGCAUUCAACUGAGUUGGAGCCCUCCUCAAUCAGAUCUGCCGAUACACAAGUACAAAGUCUUCUGGAGUAGAAGACUCCAUGGCGUCAGAGCCCUAGAUUCCGUUCUAGUGAAUCAACAAGUAGUUCCUAGGGAUCAAACGAAAUUUCUUCUGAACGACCUACAGCCAAAUUCAUUGUAUUUCCUUCAAAUACAAGCUCUCGUUCAGUUUGGCAAUGAAAGGUUGAAAGGAGAAAAAUCAGGGUAUAUUCUGAACACAACCAACUUCGUUAAUUUCACGAACAAUGAAAUAGUCCCCUUGAACUUAAACGCCAGAUCCAAGCCGAGAGGCCUGCAAUUGGAGAAGAUAUUUUGGUCACAAGGCGAGCUCAGAGCCAGAAUAUCUUGGAAACCCAAAAAAGGCGUGCAAAGGUACACUGUUAGCUGGUGGACUGGGUCCUGCAACGAAAGUUAUGACGGCUACAAUCACUUCAAGGUAGCCGCCACCACAAAGGCAUAUCGUUUCGACCUUUAUGAUCUCCAAUUCACCUGCCGAUACAAAGUUAGCGUUAGAGAGAUUCCGUCUAAUGGUACCAGGAUGUCUGAAGAUACCAUACUUAGUUUUUCUACACCAUCAUGUGAUUCUUUCAAAACUAUAUAUAGAAAAGCAAAAUGUGUAAAUUCUUCCUAAACUCAAACAUGUCACUUUGUAUAUAUAAUUUAUGACAGAAUAAAUUUAUUUUUUUACU